Messenger RNA from Rotaria sordida, 3108 nucleotides. NCBI's taxonomy places the organism in Eukaryota, Metazoa, Rotifera, Eurotatoria, Philodinida, Philodinidae. The record is from the annotation of a GenBank genome assembly.
AUGACAACAACAAAGAUAAAAUCUUUACCAAAUAUUCCUAUUCCGGAAAAAUUAAUAAAACCUAAUCCAUUUUUAAAUGAUAAAAAACCAGUUGAAUCAAAUCUACUUUCAUUUGUUAGUAGUGGCCUUGAAUUUAAUACUGAUGUUGUACAAAAAAUUUGUCCAUCAACUAUAUCAUUUACAAAUUAUAAUGGUCGAUCAUUAUAUACUCCAAAUCGUGAAAUAAGUAGUUCGCCACGACCACCUCAUCGUUUACAGCCAAUUGUUCCAUUAACUCUAUCUAAAGCAAGAUGGGAACAUGCACGUCGAAUGCUAGCACAAAAACCAAUUUCAAUUGAACCAGUAAAAUUUCGACCACGACAACCACUUUUUUAUAUGACUGAAGUUGAUGAUUAUGAUGAACAUAUUCAAGAAUCUAAAGAAGAAAUUAUAGAUGAUCAUUCAACACCUACUACAAGAUCGGAAUCACCAGAAGAAACUAGUGAAACUACAAGUGGAAUACGACGUGGUCAUGAUAAUAUUGAAAAACAAGCACGAAUUAUAGCUGAAAAAGAUUUUGCUCAAAUGGAACGAAAUUGGGAUAAAUAUAUGUUUGAACAUAUGGAUGAAAAUACAGCUAAAUUUAUUAUUUUAAAACAUGUUCAUGAUGAUGAUCGUCGAGCUCGAUUAAUUGAAUAUUUAAAAAAAACAUAUAACAUCACAAAAUUACCAAAUCCACAAGAAAUGGAACUAGUACCGACGACUGAUGAUGAAGAGAAAAAAGCCGAAGAACAUGAUUCAAAAAAAUUACAAAGUCAAAUACCAGAAACAGAUGCUGAUGUGCCUAAACGAGAAAUUCCACUUUAUCGUUUACCACGAGGUUUACGACGACGAGCAAAAGAGAAAAAAGAAGAUGCAGCAUCACAUACUCGUCCAUCUCAACAAAUAAUUACUGGAAAUACAGCAAUACGUCGUGAAACAUCAUUUUAUGAUAUAAUGUCAAAUAAAAUAUUAAGUACAGUCUAUCGAACAGAUCAUCCAUAUGAACAAGCAAUGCUUCUUGGUAAUAAUAUUCAUAAACCAACAGAUGAACCUGGUGUUAUUGUUCUUUCGGAUAAACUUCAAUUUGAUAAAGUUCUUCAAAAACAACUUCCACCUGAUCCUGAUUCAAUUGCUACAACACUUCAAAUUGAUUCAUCAGCUGCAUUUGAUCGACGAAAACCAGCACGAGGUUUUCGUCGUUGGAAAGCUUUACCUGAAGUCAAAGAUAUGAGUUCUCACCUGCAAAUGCCCAUGUCAGAUCAUGAAAUCAAUAGAGCAGCAGCAAUUCAAGCUUUUUUUGCUCAGCAUCCACCUCGACCACCGGAUGUUAGUGAUUUAUCACUUUCAUGGCUUAUGCCAACAACACCAGAUUCUCGAUUGCAUCAAAUAUUAAAAUCAAAUACAACUAUUAGUCGAAUUAUUGAAGAAUGGAGACGUAAAUGGCAAGUUGGUAGCCAAUGGCUUGAUGCUGAUGUUGAAGAAUUAUAUCAAGAUUUACAUGAUAUUCAUCCACAUAUUCGUUUUACUGCUAUUGUUGUUUGUAGUCGAGCUGCUCAAUAUCUUACUCAAAAAGAAAUAGAUCUCGGUUUAAAAGUUCAUCUUCUUCCUGAAAAAUUACUUCAAUCUAUUGAAUCUUUACUUAAUGAUUCUCAAGAACGUGUACGAACAGCUGCUGCUAUUGCACUUGUUACAUUACAUCGUUUUUCUCCACAAGUAGAAAAUAUUCUUCGUUCUUGUGUUGCUAAUGGUAAUCCUGAUGAUAAAUUAACAGCUGCACAAUGUUUAGCUAGUCUUAGUUACUCAACAUCAGAUGUAAUACAUGAAUUAUUAAAAAAUUAUUUUGACGCUGAAGAUGAAUUAACACGUGAACAACUUAUUCUUGCAUUAGCUAAAUUAAGUCAACGAACGAAUCUCGUACAUAGUUUAGCCGGUGAAUAUUUAAAUUCUGCUGAUGCUAAUGAUCGAAUAGUUGCUUGUAAACUAUUUCCAUUACUUAAAUCUCGACCAAAUAAGGAUAUAACACAAAAAUUAAUUCAUCUUAUGUGGCAAGAUAUGAAUAGUAGUGUACGCCGUGUAGCUGGUCAAGCAUUAGGUAAAUGUGGUUGUGGUCAAGCAGUACAUGAAGAAGUUGUUUUACGUUUACAAAGUCAUCAUUGGCAAGAUCGUGUUGAAGCACUUAAACUUAUUGGUUAUCUUGGUGUUUUAACAGCUAAAUUAAUGCAACCAUAUUUAAAAUGUUUUAAAGAUGAUCAUGUUAGUGUACGUGAUCAUGCAUGUCGUACAACAUAUAAAUUACAAUUACGUGAUGAAACAAUAAGAAAUUUACUUAUUGAUCGUAUUGAAUUUGAUCCCAUUGAAAAAGUUCGAUAUUCAGCUGUUGAAGCACUUGGUUUAUAUGGAAUGACAAAUGCAAAAUGUCGAAAUGUUCUUUUAUGGGCUGUUCGAUAUGAUAAAAGUUCAUUAGUACGAGCAGCAUCACCAAAUGCUCUUGUUCUAUUAGAAAAAACAAGUGAAGAUAUUAUUGAUACAUUACAAAGUCGAUAUUUAGUUGAAAAAGAACCUGCUGUUGUUCAAUCAUUAAAAGAAGCAUUGGAAGCUUAUCAUUGUAAUCUAAGUCAAGAUGUUCCAAUAGUACAAGAAAUUCGAAAUGAAGUUCGAAAAUUAAAUACAAAAAAUACAAUAUUGGAAAAAAUAAUCAAUUUAGAAAAAGAACUACGUUUAACAGCUGCUAUGGAACGAUUAAUUGCACCAUUAAUAGAUAAACCAUCAACACCAUCACCUGCUGACAACGAAAAUAAAUCAACUACGACUUAUACAAAUUAUAUUCAAAGUGUUGCUGAUACUAAUGCUGAUGGUAAUAAUGUGCCUGAUGUUUGGUCACCAGAAUUAUGGCAUCCGGAUAGUAAAACUGGUAAAAUAAAAAAACAUCGACUUCCACAUAAUGAAGCACCACCACCUCAGGAAGAACCAAUUACAAUUACAACAGAGCCUGAACAAUCAAGUUAUAGUCUUCAACCAGGUGUCUUAUUACCUGUUGAAGAGGAAGAAAGUGAAACUGAAGAAGACAGUCAAGCUACACUUUCUUAA